Diceros bicornis minor is the source of this 3461-nucleotide messenger RNA. It is a transcript of the gene MORC3, whose product is annotated as MORC family CW-type zinc finger 3. Gene Ontology annotation, cellular component: PML body; nucleus. The coding region runs from base 67 to 2886 and encodes 939 amino acids. NCBI's taxonomy places the organism in Eukaryota, Metazoa, Chordata, Mammalia, Perissodactyla, Rhinocerotidae. The record is from RefSeq and is a predicted model, not a curated record. Gene Ontology annotation, molecular function: zinc ion binding; ATP hydrolysis activity. The transcript has 17 exons.
GUCUUCCCCGCCGCCUCCCAGUCGGGUUGGGGCUGAGGCCGGUCCUGGCUUUGUAGCUCGCUCAAGAUGGCGGCGCAGCCACCCAGCGGGAUCCGCCUCAGCGCGCUUUGCCCGAAGUUUUUACAUACAAAUUCUACCAGUCACACUUGGCCAUUCAGUGCAGUUGCUGAAUUAAUAGAUAAUGCUUAUGAUCCUGAUGUGAAUGCUAAACAGAUAUGGAUUGACAAAACAGUGAUAAAUGACCAUAUAUGCUUGACAUUCACUGAUAAUGGGAAUGGUAUGACUUCAGAUAAAUUACAUAAAAUGCUAAGCUUUGGCUUCAGUGACAAAGUCACCGUGAAUGGUCAUGUCCCAGUUGGAUUGUAUGGGAAUGGCUUCAAAUCGGGUUCUAUGCGUUUGGGUAAAGAUGCAAUUGUUUUUACCAAAAAUGGAGAAAGCAUGAGCGUAGGCUUCUUGUCUCAGACCUACUUGGAAGUCAUAAAAGCAGAACAUGUUGUUGUCCCGAUAGUGGCCUUCAACAAACACCGACAGAUGAUUAAUUUAGCAGAAUCAAAAGCAAGCCUUUCUGCAAUUCUGGAACAUUCUCUGUUUUCUACGGAACAGAAAUUACUGGCAGAACUUGAUGCUAUUAUGGGUAAGAAGGGGACGAGGAUCAUCAUUUGGAAUCUUAGAAGCUACAAAAGUACAACAGAGUUUGAUUUUGAUAAGGAUAAAUAUGACAUCAGAAUUCCAGAAGAUUUAGAUGAGACAAUGGGGAAGAAAGGUUACAAGAAGCAAGAAAGGAUGGACCAAAUUGCCCCUGAGAGCGACUAUUCCCUGAGGGCUUACUGCAGUAUAUUAUAUCUAAAGCCGAGAAUGCAGAUCAUCUUACGUGGACAGAAAGUGAAGACACAGCUGGUGUCGAAGAGUCUUGCCUACAUCGAACGUGAUGUUUACCGACCCAAAUUUUUAACUAAAACGGUGAGAAUUACUUUUGGAUUCAACUGCAGAAAUAAAGAUCAUUAUGGGAUAAUGAUGUAUCACAGAAAUAGACUCAUCAAAGCUUAUGAAAAAGUUGGAUGUCAGUUAAGGGCAAACAACAUGGGUGUUGGAGUAGUGGGAAUUAUAGAGUGUAAUUUCCUAAAGCCAACUCAUAAUAAACAAGAUUUUGACUAUACUAAUGAGUAUAGACUUACAAUAGCAGCACUAGGAGAAAAGCUGAAUGAUUACUGGAAUGAAAUGAAAGUGAAGAAAAAUGCAGAAUAUCCUCUAAAUUUGCCAGUUGAAGAUAUACAGAAACGUCCUGAUCAGACAUGGGUUCAGUGUGAUUCCUGUCUAAAGUGGAGAAAAUUACCAGAUGGGAUAGAUCAACUUCCAGAAAAAUGGUAUUGCUCCAAUAACCCUGACCCACAGUUCAGAAAUUGUGAUGUUCCCGAAGAACCUGAAGAUGAGGAUUUGGUGCAUCCCACUUAUGAAAAAACCUACAAAAAGAAAGAGAAGGAAAAAUUCAGGAUCAGACAGCUGGAAGUGAUCCCUCAGAUUAAUGCUGAAUUGUUGUUUCGGACAACCCCUGUGUCAAGUCAAAGCUUUUCUCCCGUGAAGGAAAGUGUUCCAAGAGGACAUGUUUCAGAAGCGGCAAAUACUUAUGCAACAAGACUUAUAAAUAAUCAUCGAGGUUCACCCCAGUCUGAACCUGAAAGUAACAGCCUGAAACGGAGACUUUCUACUCGUUCCUCAAUUUUGAAUGCAAAGAAUCGAAGAUUAGGUAAUCAGGCAUUUGAAAAUUCAGCUUAUAAACAUGAUGAUGAUGAAGAUGUCAUCAUCUUAGAAGAAAACAGUACUCCCAAGCCUGCAGUAGAUCACGAUAUUGAAAUGAAAUCAGAACAGAGUCACGUCGAGCAAAGCGGUGUUCAGGUCGAGCCUGUGGGUGAUAAUGAAUCUUGUGGCCAGACUAAUGCAACGGGCAUCUCAUCAUCCAGGUGUGAUCAGGGAACUACUGCUGCCACCCAGACUGAAGUGCCAGGUUUAGUUGUUAAAAAGGAAGAGACUGUUGAAGAUGAGAUCGAUGCAAGGAAUGAUACAGCCGUGCUGUCAUCCUGUGUGGAAGCUGAAGGCAAGACUCAUGAAACCCAGGAAACCUUUGAUAAAUCUGCAGGUGAUGCUGGAUGCCAGUUAAAUGAACUGAGAAGUGAGCUGCUUCUAGUCACCCAAGAAAAAGAAAAUUAUAAAAGACAGUGUCUUGUGUUUACUGACCAAAUCAAAGUGUUACAACAGAGGAUACUGGAAAUGAAUGACAAAUACGUGAAGAAGGAAACUUGCCAUCAAUCUACCGAAACUGAUGCUGUAUUUUUACUUGAAAGUAUUAAUGGCAAAUCUGAAAGUCCAGACCAUAUGGUCUCUCAGUAUAGGCAAGCUUUGGAAGAAAUAGAAAGGCUGAAGAAACAGUGUAGUGCUUUGCAGCAUGUCAAGGCGGAAUGCAGUCAGUGUUCCAGUGGUGAGAGUAAGAGUGAAGUGGACGAAAUGGUUGUGCAGCUUGACGACGUAUUCAGGCAGCUGGACAAAUGCAGUAUCGAGAGGGACCAGUAUAAAAGUGAGGUUGAAUUAUUGGAAAUGGAAAAAUCACAAAUCCGUUCACAGUGUGAAGAAUUGAAAAAUGAAAUUGAACAGUUAAAAUCUACAAGUCGACAGAUAGGAACAGAUGUUUCAACUUCAAGUAACACUGAGGAGACUGUAAAUUAUACUGAUGGGGAAAGCCUCAAACUUCGCUCUCUUCGAGUUAACGUAGGACAGCUGCUGGCCAUGAUUGUACCUGAUCUUGAUCUUCAGCAAGUGAAUUAUGAUGUUGAUGUAGUUGAUGAGAUUUUAGGACAAGUGGUCGAGCAAAUGAGUGAAAUCAGUAGUACCUAAAGUAUAUUUUAUGUGAGAUAAUAAAAAUAUUUGCUCAAUCCUUUUGGUUGUACAGCUUUGAAAAUGUAAACAUUUUUGUUUUAUAGAUAGGAUGGGUAACAGACUGAAGAACCAUAAUCUUUAUUCUAUGCAUUCAAGUGUGGUCACAAAUACUGUGGACACAUUAUCACUUCUUUGAAAUGCCUGUGAAUCAUUGCUGUUGAGCGGCUGAAUAGCUAACUCAUGAUUCUGUUUUGAAAUGUAAAUAUUUGUAAUUAAGUCUGCACAUAUUUUUUUAUUACCCUAGAGGACUUAAGUGUUUUUCACCAAGAGGUUUUCAGGUUGCCCCUAACCUUUGUUUAAUCUUUUCUGGUUCCCCAAAGUGUAUUUUUCUCUGAAUUGCGGGCUGUGCCAUAAUACAAAUGGAAAUGUUACCUUUGAUUUUUUUACAGAGAAGUUUGAACAGGAUUUUUAAAGAAUGGAAUAACACUCCUGAUAAGUUGUAAGUGAAUGAAGCAUUAAUGUUUCUUUUCUAUAAAUUCUUAUCUUCUGAAGUAUUUUAUUCAUGAAAAUAAAGUAAGCAGAAACUCUCUCCA